UGGGCCCCAUUGCUUGGCCUAGGCCGGCUCCAGAAGGUGCAGAGUUGGGAGACAGUUGUGGGGCAUGCGGUGCUGCAAGGGCACUCCGGGUCCAGGAGCUUCCGAGCGGGCUCGAUUUUCCGCGGCUGUUUAAGGAGUAGAACUUCGGUAGCCGCGGAGCUGGAGGGGAACCUGAUUUGAGAUCAAUUCUUGGAGAACACAAAGAAGUGUGGUGGUAUGUUCCAGGAGAGAAGAGGGUCAGGAGAGAAUAACUCACGGUAGGAUACAACGUGAAACAGUUCCACGAAGAGUGUGACAAUGUUCCUGGUACAAUAUACAGGAUUGAACCAGCUGCCAUUUGACCCUGCCAACAACAACGAACCCCUGCAGUUUGGUAGUGCCACUGGCCCUCUGGUCGCAGAUGGCCUCAUUGAGAAUGGAGGGGAUUCAAGCAAGAAAAGAAAGAGAACAAAUACUCCUGCAGCUGAUAAUACUAGAACUCUGAAUGUAGAUUCUACUGCAAUGACGCUGCCUGUGUCUGAUCCAAAUGCAUGGGCCACAGCAAUGAAUAAUCUUGGAAUGGCUCCACUGGGAAUCGCUGGACAACCAAUUUUACCUGACUUCGAUCCUGCCCUUGGAAUGAUGACUGGAAUACCGCCAAUAACUCCAAUGAUGCCUGGUUUGGGAAUAGUCCCUCCACCAAUUCCUCCAGAUAUGCCUGUAGUAAAAGAGAUCAUACACUGCAAAAGCUGCACUCUCUUCCCUCCCAACCCAAAUCUCCCACCACCUGCAACACGAGAGAGACCACCAGGAUGUAAGACAGUAUUUGUGGGUGGCCUGCCUGAAAAUGGGACAGAACAGAUCAUUGUGGAAGUAUUCGAGCAGUGUGGAGAAAUCAUUGCUAUCCGGAAGAGCAAAAAGAACUUCUGUCACAUUCGCUUUGCUGAGGAGUAUAUGGUAGACAAAGCCCUCUAUCUGUCUGGUUACCGAAUUCGCCUGGGCUCUAGUACUGACAAGAAGGACACAGGCCGGCUCCAUGUUGACUUUGCCCAGGCUCGGGAUGACUUGUAUGAGUGGGAGUGUAAACAGCGUAUGCUAGCAAGAGAGGAGCGGCACCGUAGACGGAUGGAGGAGGAAAGACUGCGUCCACCAUCCCCACCCCCAGUGGUCCACUAUUCAGAUCAUGAAUGCAGCAUUGUUGCUGAGAAACUAAAAGAUGAUUCCAAAUUCUCGGAAGCUGUGCAGACCUUGCUCACCUGGAUAGAGAGAGGAGAAGUGAACCGCCGCAGUGCCAACCACUUCUACUCCAUGAUCCAGUCAGCCAACAGCCAUGUCCGCCGCCUGCUGAACGAGAAAGCUGCCCAUGAGAAAGAGAUGGAAGAAGCAAAAGAGAAGUUCAAGCAGGCCCUUUCUGGAAUUCUUAUUCAGUUUGAGCAGAUAGUAGCUGUGUACCAUUCGGCUUCCAAACAGAAGGCAUGGGACCACUUCACAAAAGCCCAGCGUAAAAACAUCAGUGUUUGGUGCAAACAAGCCGAGGAAAUCCGCAACAUUCAUAAUGAUGAAUUAAUGGGAAUCAGAAGAGAAGAAGAAAUGGAAAUGUCUGACGAUGAAAUAGAAGAAACAACAGAAACAAAAGAAACGGAGGAAUCAGCCUUAGUAUCACAGGCAGAAGCUCUGAAGGAGGAAAAUGACAGCCUCCGUUGGCAGCUGGAUGCCUACCGGAAUGAGGUAGAACUGCUCAAGCAAGAACAAGGCAAAGCCCACCGGGAAGAUGACCCAAACAAGGAACAGCAGCUGAAACUUCUGCAGCAAGCUCUUCAAGGGAUGCAACAGCAUCUGCUCAAAGUCCAAGAGGAAUACAAAAAGAAAGAAGCUGAACUUGAAAAACUCAAAGAUGACAAGUUACAGGUGGAAAAAAUGUUGGAAAAUCUUCAAGAUAAGGAAAACUGUGCUUCUAGACUGUGUGCAUCAAGCCAGGAAAGUGACCACCCUCCUGAGAAGACCAUGGCCGGCAGUCCUAUCAAAUCUGAACGUGAAGCACUGCUAGUGGGGAUCAUCUCCACAUUCCUGCAUGUUCACCCAUUUGGAGCGAGCAUUGAAUACAUCUGUUCCUACUUGCACCGUCUUGAUAAUAAGAUCUGCACCAGUGAUGUGGAAUGUCUGAUGAGUAGACUCCAGCAUACCUUCAGACAGGAAAUGACCGGAGUUGGAGCCAGCCUAGAGAAGAGGUGGAAAUUCUGCGGUUUUGAGGGCUUGAAGCUGACCUGAAUCUCUUUGCCUAGCAAUUUGGGAUCCUGAACAUAAAUGUGUGCUGGACAAGCUUAGGACAUGAUUUUGUAUCUCAGUGGUUUUCAAGUGGACGUUGUUUUCAAUUUGUCAGUUCAUUCCUGAAUAUCUUUCAAGUUAAAAUAAGGAUCCUAGAACAGCACCUCAAGCUACAGGUCCUAAAAAGAAAUUGCCUCAAACCUCAAGUGCUGUAACUUCCUCCUAUUUCUGGCAAUUGGUUGUCUUUUCUUAUAAGUAAUAUUGAAAAAUUCCUGAGGCUAAAGAGUAUUUGGAAUGUUUUCAGUGUCUGUACUACUGUUGUAGACCUUGUAUGUUUUCAACACUGUUAACUGAAAUGUUUUGAUGAUUUGUGUGUGGUUUGUGUUUCUAGAUUUCUCUUCACAUGUUGCUGCUUGUAAAAAGGAAUAAGGAGUGUUAGGAACUCCCUGUAACUGCCAUUGUCUUUCCAGUCCACAGUAAACAGUAAAUGAAUAAUCCAUCAGUGUCUUCGCCAAGGUGCUUCACCAGUUCACCUUUAACAAACAAGCAUGAACUGUGGCUUUUUGUAAAAGUACUAUGAACCAAAAGUUGACAAAUGUUCCAAAGUUAUUUUCUCUAAUAGAUAAAAGGUCUAUUUCAGAAUUUUAAAACAAGAAAUCUAGAUGGAUUCAAAGAAAGUCUCCAGUGCGACUAUUGUGUUUGUGCUUUUCAGAACUACUUGUAAAUAGUCUGCUUUUAAAAGAGGGCAUGUUUAGUUUUCUAUGAAUUAAAAUCAGUCAGGCGUGCGCACACAUGCACAUAUUGGCAGAAAGGAUUUAUUUUAAUAGUCCUUCCCCUCUGGCCUUCUUAUAGUCUGUUGGUCCCUUUCUUCCCGCUGUUAGUGUGUUGAAUUGCAAACUGUGUACUGCUGUAAAUACUGUUUACUUCAUGCUGACUGUUUGUAAAGAACUGAUGUGAGUAUUGAACGUAGUGAACUAAUGAAUAAAUAACAGGCGGGGUGUGUGAGGCGUCCUGCACAUAUGUCAACUCCCCUCAGAAUGCUGACUGACAGGGAUAGCUCUGGUUCAGUUGUGCCCAUCUGUACAUUUCGAUGGCCUCGCCAAAUUUAAGUGGACCAUUCAAGAAGUCCUGCUUGAUAGGAAAAGAAAAUGGCAGAAUUUGAGGCUGUUAUCCUGAGGUAAGCUGGUCUUUAUUAUUUUUGUGGUAGUAAUGGUGGUUCUUCUAAUUCCACAAGCAUGGCCUCCCUUGAGUUCACUUGAAGGUAAGAGAAUGCACUGAGUGAGCACAGGCAAUGAGAGCAUUGCCUGAAAGUACUUUGCAAAUGAGAUAUGAGUAGUGUUCAAAGAUGUAUUUUUAAAAUACAAAUAUUCCGUUUUAUACCUCA
This is a messenger RNA of Peromyscus californicus insignis, 3628 nucleotides long. It is a transcript of the gene Enox2, whose product is annotated as ecto-NOX disulfide-thiol exchanger 2. Gene Ontology annotation, biological process: ultradian rhythm. Gene Ontology annotation, cellular component: external side of plasma membrane; plasma membrane. The transcript has 16 exons. Bases 298 to 2247 code for a protein of 649 amino acids. Gene Ontology annotation, molecular function: RNA binding; protein-disulfide reductase activity. NCBI's taxonomy places the organism in Eukaryota, Metazoa, Chordata, Mammalia, Rodentia, Cricetidae. The record is from RefSeq and is a predicted model, not a curated record.